AUGGCGCACUUACACAUCAAAGAAGGCGAUUAUACGUCAACUAUCUACGGUUUCAUAAAAGAUCAGAAGUUUAAUGAUGCAAUCCAAGUAUUAAAUCAUCAUCUUCAAGGGGAGACUAAGACUCGAGCAGCCCUGUCCCUCCUGGCAUACUGUUACUAUCAGGUGCAGGACUUUGUUAACGCAUCAGAUUGCUAUGAGCAACUGGCAUCGUUACACCCAGAGGUGGAGGAGUACAAACUGUAUUACGCCCAGUCACUGCACAAGGCUUGCUUGUUUCAAGAGGCAAUGAAAGUUGCCUGUCAGAUAGAUAAUCCCAGCUACCAGGGUCGGGUUAUGAAACUCCAAGCUGCUAUCAAAUAUGGUGAAGAAGAUCUGUCAGGGGCUAAGAGUUUAGUGGAGCAGUGCCCCUCUGAUGACCCAGAUACAGAGAUCAACCUAGGAUGUCUUCUUUUUAAGGAAAAGCGAUACGAGGAAGCUUGUGAGAAAUUUAUGGGGGCCAUGCAGGUGGUUGGCUACAAGGCAGACUUGUCCUACAAUAUCGCUCUGUGCCACUACAUGUUGAAACAGUAUGCCCCCGCCCUUAAGCACAUUGCUGACAUUAUAGAGAAGGGCAUACGGGAACACCCAGAGCUGAGUGUUGGUAUGACUACAGAGGGCAUUGAUGUUCGCAGUGUGGGAAACUCUCAGACUUUGCAUGAAACUGCUCUGGUGGAGGCCUUCAAUCUCAAAGCAGCAAUGGAGUACCAGCUGAAAAACUAUGAUGCAGCUGUAGAGGCUUUGACUGAUAUGCCGCCACGAUCCGAGGAAGAACUUGAUGCUGUGACACUGCACAACCAGGCCCUAAUGAACAUGGAGAACUCCCCCACCCAGGGCUUCACUAAACUGCAGUUCUUGCUUCAGCAGAACCCUUUCCCGCCCGAAACAUUUGGCAACCUCCUCUUGUUGUAUGUGAAAUAUGAGUACUAUGACCUUGCUGCUGAUGUCCUGGCAGAAAAUGCUCACCUCACGUACAAGUAUCUGACCCCGUACUUGUACGACUUCCUGGAGGCAGUUAUAACUAGACAAACAUCACCAGAAGAAGCUUACCGGAAGCUGGAUGAAAUGGCCACUGGUCAAACAGAAACUCUACGCAAACUGACCAAACAGGUUCAAGAGUCCAGACAAAACCAUGAUGAAGAAUCUGUAAAGAAGGCAGUCAAUGAAUAUGAUGAGGCAUUAGAAAG
Molecule: messenger RNA, 1223 nt
Organism: Candidula unifasciata
Lineage: Eukaryota; Metazoa; Mollusca; Gastropoda; Stylommatophora; Geomitridae
Source: the annotation of a GenBank genome assembly